AAAGAGAAAGCUCUUACCAUUUUAGAUAACUUCCAUCAGCAUAAACUGAGAAUUUAUGAUCCUCUUUCUUGCUUGAAGAUUGAAGUUGCAAGGCUUCAAGGCGGUGACAGUCGACAAGAGACAGUACCCUCGUACUGUGUCAUGAUGCGAAAAGUUGAUAUUACCCCUUCUAAGAUGUAUAUAUUGCCGUCUACCAUGGAGACUAGCAAUAGGACCAUACGAUGUUUUGAAGACCACAAGGAACGUUUCCUAAGGGUCCAAUUCAAUGACGAAAAUGGAAAACUUACAUCAUCAAAUGGAGAUAACCAUAUAUCAACCCUCAAUCAGGUUCACCAUACUCUCGUGAACGGGAAAUAG
Paraglomus brasilianum is the source of this 357-nucleotide messenger RNA. NCBI's taxonomy places the organism in Eukaryota, Fungi, Glomeromycota, Glomeromycetes, Paraglomerales, Paraglomeraceae. The record is from the annotation of a GenBank genome assembly.